AAGAAACCGGAAGUGUGAUUGUUUUGUUCUGUAGAAGGUGUUAUGGCGGCGCCAGUGGAGGGAAUUUCAAAAGUGAGCAGAUCCUGCUAAAUAGAGUCAAUCUAACCUCAUGUAUUAACAGUGAAAACUACAAGAAACGCGUGAGCUCUGCUGUCAUUCGGGGCGCUUCCUCAUAACAGUAAACGGAGAAUAAACGAAAUGAUUGAAUUUGCAUAGCUUUAGUUAACGUUAGCUAGCUAAUUCGCCAAACAAACCCUAUAACGUUAGCUGGCUAGUAGUAUAACAAGUAAAGUUAGCUGGCUAACUGACUGGUGAACUUUCUAGAAUGUCUGCUGUCGUCGUUAGCUAGCUAGCUGGCUGUGUGCUGAAAGCUCCCACUGAAUGGAAUCUAGCCAGAGAUCUAACGUUAGCUAGAUAACGUAACAUCGUCAUAUCUGGUUGGAAGUGUAAAGUUAACGUUAUUCAACCAACACUACAGAUCCAACAAUGUAACAGAGCCGUCGCCCAAAGAUAAAGACCCAGACUGGUGACCUAAGAUGACCAGAGUAGGUCCCCUACAGCAGCGUCCUCUAGCAGGGUGCAAUGACCCAGACAUCCGACUGGUCCCAAUGCCUGCCCCGGUGCCCCUGGUCCCCGCUAGCCUCCUGCGGUGCCCGGAACUGGACCUGUCUCUCCCCCUCAGCCCAGACCCACCACGACCCAACCCAGCUAGCCUGCUGAGAGGACGCAGCCACCGGCAGGUGCGAUUUGCCUCCGAGGAGCCUGUGGUUGUCACGGUGAUAGCAGAGCCUAGCAAAGACCCUCCACCUUGGCAAUGUCCUGGACACUCCAGCAGUUACUCAAAGGGGAAAAGACUCCAUGGUGGAGAUCUGUGUUGGAGGGCAAGGUCAGCAACCAAUGAGGAGGCUCCCUGUGAGGAGAGGGGUGGCAGCCUCCCUGAAGGGGCGGAGUUAAAUACUACUCUGGCUCUGAGGGCUGAGCUAGAUAACGUAGCAGGGGCAGAGUUUAACUCCCAGAAGGCUGUGCAGGAGCAACUACAGAAGUCAGACAGAACCAAGAACAGCAUCAGCGCCCGGGCUACAGAGGGGGUGAACGUCCCUCCAUCCCAGCACCUCUACAGGGCAUUGGUCAAUGUGAAUGUGGAGGAGGAGGAGCUUAUCAGCCAGGCUCUACGUGACAGGCUUCAGCUGGUCUCGCCCACAUGCAGCCAUAGCAACAAGAAAGAGGACAGUCCUGACCUGCAGGUUUUCUUCAGGGGGGAUCUGCUGAGAGAGAAGCCCCUCCUACCAGGGGAGGAGAUUACCAUACCACGCCCCCAGCCCAUCCCACGCCCCGCAGACACAACCUUCGACCUCUACCACAGACACACAUGCUGGGAGGCUGGACCCUGACACACACUUACUCUGAACCUCUAGACUGAAAGGCCCUGUCCCAAAACUUAAGAAAAGUAUUAUCCCUUCUUUCCCUCCCUACCUCCGUCAUUCUCAGAUAUAAAUAUUAUAUUUUAAACUAAUUUAAGAUAUUAAAGGAAUAAACCUGUA
Molecule: messenger RNA, 1541 nt
Organism: Oncorhynchus mykiss (rainbow trout)
Lineage: Eukaryota; Metazoa; Chordata; Actinopteri; Salmoniformes; Salmonidae
Product: protein phosphatase 1 regulatory subunit 35
Biological process (GO): negative regulation of phosphatase activity; positive regulation of centriole elongation; positive regulation of cilium assembly
Cellular component (GO): centriole
Molecular function (GO): phosphatase binding
Source: RefSeq, a predicted model, not a curated record